Messenger RNA from Neoarthrinium moseri, 1041 nucleotides. RefSeq lists its product as uncharacterized. The record is from RefSeq and is a predicted model, not a curated record. Gene Ontology annotation, molecular function: protein-arginine N-methyltransferase activity. The coding region runs from base 1 to 1041 and encodes 346 amino acids. Gene Ontology annotation, cellular component: nucleus. The transcript has 6 exons. Gene Ontology annotation, biological process: peptidyl-arginine methylation. NCBI's taxonomy places the organism in Eukaryota, Fungi, Ascomycota, Sordariomycetes, Amphisphaeriales, Apiosporaceae.
AUGUCGGACUCAAAGAAAUCGGAUGUCGAGGCCGCCGAGCUCGCGCUCAAGGGCAUGGCCCAUUCUGAGCAGCACUACUUCAAUAGUUAUAACCAUCAUGGUAUCCAUGAGGAGAUGUUGAAAGAUGAGGUCCGCACCAGGUCUUACAUGAACGCCAUUGUGCAGAACAAGCACCUUUUUAAGGACAAGGUCGUUCUUGACGUUGGCUGUGGAACUGCCAUCCUUUCCAUGUUUGCUGCCAAGGCUGGUGCCAAGCAUGUUAUUGGUGUUGACAUGUCGACCAUCAUCUUCAAGGCCAGGGAGAUUGUCGACCGCAACGGCCUGACUGAUAAGAUCACCCUGAUCCAGGGCAAGAUGGAGGAGAUCGAGCUUCCCUUCCCCAAGGUCGACAUCAUCAUCUCGGAGUGGAUGGGCUACUUCCUGUUGUACGAGAGCAUGCUUGACACGGUUCUGUACGCACGUGACAGAUACCUGAACAAGGAUGGCUUAAUCUUCCCCGACAAGGCCACCAUCUACGCCUGUGGUAUUGAGGAUGGCGACUACAAGGACGAGAAGAUUGGAUUCUGGGACAACGUCUACGGCUUUGACUACACGCCGCUCAAGGAGACUGCUCUGGCCGAGCCCUUGGUUGAUACUGUCGAAGUGAAGGCUGCUGUGACCGAUCCCGUAGCUAUUCUGGCUCUUGAUCUGUACAAGUGCACAGUAGAGGACCUGGCCUUCGCUGUCCCGUUCAAGCUCACCGCCCGUCGCGACGAUUUUGUCCACGCGCUGGUCGCAUGGUUCGACAUCGACUUCACGGCCUGCCACAAGGCAGUUCGCUUCUCGACUGGUCCCCACACCAAGUACACUCACUGGAAGCAGACGGUGUUCUACCUGAAGGACGUUCUGACUGUCACACAAGGCGAGGAGAUCAACUGCCACCUUGAUGUCAAGCCCAACGAGAGAAACAGACGCGAUUUGGACAUCAAGGUCAAGUACCAGCUGGAGACCCAGGACCCCACAAGACAGGGCCAGGGAGAAGCCGAGUACAAGAUGUGCUAA